CUGUACAGUAUUUGUUUUGCAUUUCUUUAUAUUAUUAGCUUAUUAAUGACUGCAUGCUCCUUUCUCUGUUUUAUUUAUCCUUGUUUAUUCAGUGUGUCAGUGUGGUUAACCAGCUAAUAGAUUUGGAUGCACCCCAUCAUGAUGUUAGAUGAUCCCUGAGCUCCUGGACAAUGAGACAGUCUUCUGUGCUUCUGUGGUAGUUUAGAUGCUUAAUGUUAGCACCAAGCUCACUGUAUUUGGUAUAGUGUGUACAAACUUGAUAAUGCAUGAAAAAACCUGGCACUUGAUCGAAUUAUUGCGAAGAAGUAACAUCUCCUUGGUGAUAAAAACAGAUUGCUUUGGCAUUAAGCUUCAUCAGCAGAUAUUUGCCAUUUCAGAAGCUGAUGCUUAAUAUUCGAGACAGAAUAUUUCAUCUAAUUUUCCAUUGCAGACAGAACUUCUUUCCAAUGGCUGAGGAAUUAUUUUCAGUUCCAAAUAAUGACCUUUCUAUUUACAAUGUGUCAACAAAUUUGAAUUCUUAAAUCCAUUGGGAGAUUUGUUGAGAAUACAUAUCAGAAAUUUGGCCCAAGUCCAGCAAUUUUGUGGUGACAGUUAAAGAUACUUGCUCUAAAUAUUAUUUGUUUGACUUUGAGCCUUGAACCUACAUGUAUCUGCACUUUCAAAGCUUUGGUACACACUGGUGAAUGUGCAACAACCCCUUAAAGUGUAACACUGCAUGUCUGUAGUCCCAGCUACUGCGUUUGGUGUGAUUUUGAGACCCUUGUGGCGAUGCCAACACCACCACCAUGCUUAUGACCUUGUGUUACAUCUAUCUCCUUCAUCUCUGGCCUCGGUUCCAUCGCAGACUCAAGGACACCAUCCUUGAAACGGUCGAGAUGUAUUCCGGCAGGGCCAGCGUGGCCUUCCGCAAGUUGGUGCCAGCGAACAUCGCAGAGUGGGCGGAGCUACCUCACCAAGCGUCUCUUCUCUGUGAGGCAUUGGAUCAGAAGAUGAGUACAAACGUUCUUGAAGAAGCCAGAGGAAAGCAGAUGCUCACAAUGGAACCAAAGCAAUCUGUAGAUCUGAGCUAUGAUUGGACUUCAUUCAUUGGUUCGUCUACUCCGGCCCUCAAGGCACCUGUUCCUGUUGCCCCUGCCUCACCCACAUCCUCUAUCUUUGUACUCCUAGAGGCAUCCCCUCCUAAGAGAGAUCGAUACGGACGACUAGCCCUUCGCAAGGUGCCGCCAGACAGGGUGGUGAAAUUCUCAGAGUUGACCACUCCGUUGGCAUGGCGAUCAGGGGAGCCGUUUGGGAUCCUAGUACAAGCCAGUAAGGAGAACUUCUCCAGGAUUGGUACCGCCUACCUGGAGGGCUACCUGGAGCUUGAUGAUGGUCUCCUGGUAAAUCAACUCCUUACUGUUGAGGUGAAGGGACAGCCUUUCAACCUGGUAGACAGCAGACUAAAGAUGGGUGAGAGCCCAUCAGGUACCAUGACACCACCGAUUCCUGCAUCGCCUCACAAAGGUGGCAAACCACAGCUCUUCAGGCAGCCGCAGCAUCAAUCGCUUCGGCGGAAGCAUUCUUCAGAGUUCCUACGCAAGAUGGAGGAGCAGAAGUUAAAGUCUUCUGGUUCCUGGUCAAGCACAGCUGAUGGUAGUGAGGACAGUCCUAAUGUCAGUGAAAGCCCAGCGACAGAUGGUGUGUUCUUCCAGGUUGGUGAUGACAGUGGCAACCUGUCCAACGGAAUCGGGAAGUUGUCAAGGUCUGGGAAGCACAGAGAUGACAGACAUCAUGCAAGGAGUAUGAUGAAUGAUAGCAAACCUCCAAACAUUCUUGUAUACACAGGAUCGGAGACUGAGGAUGAGGUGUUUGCUGCAGUGCAAGCAGCCCUACAACAUUGCCUUGAACAUGACAAAUAUGUCAUUUAUCUCCUGAAACCAAGCACGUUAUCGCAGCCAUGGUCGGACAAUUGCGCCUUGAUGGUCCUCGCAGGGGAGGGUAACCUUCCUGACGAAGCCACUUCCAGGUUUGUCUCCCACUUUAACAAUGGGGGACGCAUUCUGAAUUUUGGACUCCCGUUGUCCCUCGGGGAUGUGAGCUUCCAGGUUGGUGCCCCUACAGAGAAGGAAGUGGAAGCAACCUAUCAGGGUAUUGUAAAGUCUCAGCCAUACAGAGUGCAGGGUUUGAGUGGGCCUGGGAGGCUCCAUGUGAAUGACGGGGAGGGUGAUAAGAACACUGAGGUUAGCAUCUUGGCUCAGGACAGGAUACUACCUAUGGUUGUGAAGGCAUCAGAGAAGUCAAAAGGAGGAAUGGCAAUAUUCUCACAAAUAUGCUUUCCAGAAGGUCACCUUGAGGGUACUCAAGAGGACAUGGCUAUAGACAUGUUGGUUAGAUUGGGUCUGGCUUGUAUCAGCUCUAAGACUACCAGUCAACACAUCAUCCAGCUCACACCAGCAUAUCUGCUAGGUAUCAAUCAGGCAAAUGAACGUUUCCUCAAAUCAAUAACAAGCCAGAAAGAUGCGUCACCCAUCCUACGAGGCACGCCCGUCUCUCUUCAUUUUAUCUACGAUCCAUCUGGUAUCAAACACGUCAGCCCGUCCCUCCUACCGGUCGUCAUAGGGCGCAAGAGCUUACCCAUGGGGUCGCUCUUCAACUUUGAUGUCUAUCGUAACAAUCUCCAGACGAGGAUUCUGGGUAAUGUGGUCCUGUACGCAGAGGUGUUGCCAACAACGAUGGAUGUGUUUGAUGGAUUCAUGUUCAAAGUUCCAGACAACAUUGGAUGUGUAUGCAUAGCAACGAGAAUGACUGGUGGGAAAGGGCGUGGUGGUAACCGGUGGUUAGCUCCCAUAGGCUGUGCUAUGUUCUCUCUUCACGUUCGCAUCCCGUUGAAGACACACCUGGCAGAUAAACUUCCAUUCCUUCAGCACAUCGCAUCGGCAGCAGUAGUAGAAGCCGUCAGGUCACUCAAAGGUUAUGAGGAUUUUGACCUGCGUCUGAAGUGGCCAAAUGAUAUUUACUACGGUAACAAACAGAAGCUGGGAGGGGUCAUUGUGAACUCAUCCUGCCUUGAUGGUGUCUUCCAUGCAAUAAUAGGUAUUGGUGUGAACGUCUCUAACAGUGUCCCAACCACAUGCAUCAAUGACCUCAUCCACAAACACAAUGAAGAGAAGCGUACCAGUCUUAAUCCUGUCACGAUGGAGAUGGUCAUAGCUCGUAGUAUUACUGAGAUGGAGAAGAUGAUCAAUGCUUUCCAAGAGAAGGGAGUGGAGUCUUUCCUACCAGUCUACUAUAGGAGGUGGCUACACAGUGAUGCCAAGAUCAGGCUUGAGAGUGCCAACGGGGACGAGGUAACGAUAACGGGACUGGACAACUCUGGUUUCCUACAGGUCAAGAAGACGGACGGCUCUAUCCUCAGUGUCCAACCAGAUGGGAAUACGUUUGAUAUGCUUAAGAACCUUAUCAGUAUGAAGUCAUCCAAGCAUUGAACUUGGCUGUGGACCCUGUUUCAAAGUACCUGUCGUCAAUGAUAAAGGCUAUGGCAAAGUUGCUCUUGACCAAACAACGGCCUUUCAGUAGCUUGUAACCCGUCAUGGAGAAGAAGCUUGAUGAAACAGACUUGGGCAUGUACUUCAUACACUUUGAUAAUGUCCGAGAUGUAAGUUUAGGCUAUAAAUCGGUUUAAACCUUAGUCUAAGACUUACUUCUUUAGUCUAGACGUAUUGUCAGUGAUGUCUUGAUCUAAGACUUCUGCCAAUGAUGUGACUUCAGGCCAAGUGGUAUUGUCACUGAGGUGUUAAAAUUUUGUAUUUCAAAAUCAGCUUUUGAGGUCAGCUCAGAAAAGCUCACUUUUAUGGAGGAGUCUUCUUUUUGUGGGCCCUGUCCCUUAGGCACUGUGCAGCCUCCAUCAAUUACAUGCCUGUAAAAAAAAAGAGAAGAAUCCUUUUAGUAUUGGUUACAUGGUCGAUAUUGAAUCAGCAUCAGAUUUUUUUCAUCCUUUAAUAAAUUUACACUAUACAUGAAAUGAAAAAUGUGUAUCCUUAUUACAAGGGGGAAAAAGAAAGGAUCUUAUUUCUACAGUUAACUAUGCCUAAAUCUAAUCUGGUCUGAAAUAAUGCUUAGAGUUAGGCAGUUAUUCUAUUUAUAGAAGGUAAACUUAUGCAGAGUCAAAUGUAUUCAAUUUCCUCUUAAGUAUUUUAAAAGCCAUUGGAUUUUGAUUUCGGAACACUUUAUCACAUAAUAAAAUUAACCUCGGACAAGACUUAUCUACUCACCUGAUCAGAAGCUGUUACGGCAGUGGUGCUAUUCCAAUGAUGCUGGAGAGAUCCGCCAGGCCCACUCUCAACAGUCCAAGUUCAGAGGCUUGGUCCUAUUUAUUAUGGCACUUUUGCCAGCUCAAUGAUCUUGAGAUGAAUUUUUGAAGAUCUGAACGAGACCUCAGCACCACACUCGGCACACUGUAAGAUGUUGUUGAUGGUUGGGCUACUUUGCUUUGUCUCAUCUUCAAGAGGUAUGAGGUAUCCUGAGAUAUUAAACAAUGCAAACAUGCAUUGAGGAGUUUAUUCUUAUUUUAAUCUAUUAAACAAUUUUGCCAAUAUCGGUGGCAUACAAGCCUUGUCCUAUGCAACCUUCCAGCCAUGUUAUAAAGAAAGCAGAUCUAUGUGACAUAUUCAUCUGUGCCAGCCUAGAAAAUUUGGAUGGAUAUGAACAAAUUUCUCACUACAUAUUCAUUCUGCUGACUAUAUUGAAUCAUGCAAUGCAGGUGAGACUGUCAGAGGCACACCACUUGUUUAUAAAAUAAUGCACAUUUUAGAAAUUGUUGCGAUGAUGUAGGCAUCUUUAGAUGUUUACAAUAAUACAUGCAAAAGCAUAUUUUCUUAAGUACCCUCAAAUGCAUUGCAUCACGAUAAAACACUCAUAAUUUGCAUUAGGCCCGUUUUGAAAGACCAUUCUUGAUGCACGUGUACACGGCAUGUUUUUCGGUCGUGUACACGUAGUAAACACUGUGAGAGCAAGUUAUGUUUUUAUGUCGACAUGGACCCGCAUCAACAUGUCAUAAAAAGGGGUCUAUAUAUAGCCCAAGUCACGGUUUUAAAGCUUACCUGAGAAU
Molecule: messenger RNA, 5086 nt
Organism: Lytechinus variegatus (green sea urchin)
Lineage: Eukaryota; Metazoa; Echinodermata; Echinoidea; Temnopleuroida; Toxopneustidae
Product: biotin--protein ligase-like
Exons: 11
Coding region: 786-3464 (892 amino acids)
Biological process (GO): protein modification process
Cellular component (GO): cytoplasm
Molecular function (GO): biotin--[biotin carboxyl-carrier protein] ligase activity
Source: RefSeq, a predicted model, not a curated record